This is a messenger RNA of Knipowitschia caucasica, 4341 nucleotides long. Lineage: Eukaryota; Metazoa; Chordata; Actinopteri; Gobiiformes; Gobiidae. The record is from the annotation of a GenBank genome assembly.
AUGCGGUCUCCGAGGCUGGACGGCUGCAGGGAUGAGGUGGACUGGUCUUACCUGGACACAGACAUGAACCAUGGGAACCCCGUGGCCCCGCAGUCCUCGUCAAGCGGGAUGUUGAAGGCGAGAAGUCACUUUUGGUACAGUGGAUGCUUAAAGGGUGGUGUGUGUAAAAGCGGAGGAGAAAUGAAUGGAGGACAGGAGUGUGAGGGCGGAGCUGAGCGGGGCCUGGUCCAGGUGCCCAUCGGCUGGCAGCGCAGACUGGACCCUGCUGGACUGGUCUGCUACAUAAGUCCCAGUGGCUCCAUGCUGGCCAGUCUGGAGCAGGUGAAGACCUACCUGCUGUCCGAUGGCACCUGCAAAUGUGGACUUGAGUGUCCACUCAUCCUCCACAAGGUGUUUAACUUUAACGCGGCGGCCACAGUAAAGCUGAGGACUGCAGAGGAUGUGAAGGCUGAUGAAGAUGUCACAAAACUGUGCAUCCACAAAAGGAAGCUGCUGGCUGUGGCUACACUGCACAAAAGCAUGAGCCACUCUCCUCUGAUGAGCAGUCCUGCAGGUGCACUGUCUGUAGGAGCUCCACAUUCCUUGGGUCAACGUGCGGUCAGGAUGAAAGGCCACGAAGGCCCAAACGCUGUCGGUCCAGAGGGAAAGAGUUCUUUCACCAUGAUGAUCGCAGCCGGGCCAAGGUAUCCUGCACCGGAAGUGGCCGCAAGCCAGCCGCCGGAGAUGUAUUCUGGAUACCAGAGACAGAGACUGGCCAGUGGAGCCCCGAGUCCUAAGUCCCCUUAUCGCUAUGGAGGCAUGCUGAGCCCCCCUCCAACUUCAAAAAUGUAUGGAGAUGGUUCUCAGUCGCCUUGUGCAGAAACUCUGGGGAGCCCAGAUGGCUUCACCAGGACGAAUCUGUGUGGCUUUCCAGGAGGUGGCAGUCCGAGCUCCACUCCUCAUCUUGGGAAUAACCGGACACCUCUCUCUCCUAAUGUCCUGCUCCGUGGCUCUCCUCCAGGACAGCCAUCCUGUUCUCUGACAGGAAGGACUAGUACUUCACUUUCCCCUGCGGCUACGGCCAAAAGCCCAGUCAUGAAUCUUCCCCGAGGCACUUUCCCCCCUGGUAUGGAUAUGCCCCGUGCUCAAUUCCACCUCAAAACACAGCCCCCGGUACAUUCUACCCCCCCACACCCCCCCUGUGCCCUGCAGAAAAGACAGUUAACUUCUGAACAAGACCCCCUGGGCAUCCUUGAUCCCAUCCCAAGCAAACCUGGUGGCCAGGUGGCAAACCCCAACUUUCAGCCCCCCAUUCACUCUCAGGUACCAGUGAUGAAUGUAAACAUCCCACCCCCCGCCAUUGUCCCUUUGCCAAGCAACUUACCUUUACCCACAGUGAAACCAGGCCCUGCGAGCCAUGUUCAAAGGACUCAAGCUGGAGCUACAGCAUCUGUGUCUCCGUCCCCAGUCACUUCCCCCGUGCACAUGACAGGGCCCGCACACGGCCGGAUGGAGGCCUCGCCCCAUCGCUCUCGCUCCUCCUCCACCUCUUCUGACCACGGCAGCUUUGCCAUGCCGUCUGGGCAUCAGCCCCCAUGUGUGACCAUCAAGGUCCCGCCUCGGUCUCCGCGCUCUGCCAUGGGGUCCCCCAGGCCCAUGCCCUCCAGCCCCUCCACAAACAAAAGUGACCACCUGCAUCAGUUCAAAGACUCCCCACUGAUGCCUGCAAUGGCGAACCCUGUGUGUGUCCAGCAGCACAGUAACAUGUACUCCCCCUCCUCCUCCCCGUCACCUUCUACCUUAGCCAACCCCAGCGCUUCCCAGAAGGGCCACCCAGGUCUCCUGGGGAUGCCCCUCAACCAGAUCUUAAAUCAGCAGAACGCUGCUUCAUUCCCUGCCAGCAGUCUCCUCUCGGCGGCAGCCAAAGCACAGCUAGCUAAUCAAAAACACAGUUCGCCCAGCAACACCUCUGCUGUGGCCAGUGGUGGAGUGUGCAUGGGGGGCAUGGGUGCAGGGGGUCACCCUGGCCCUGGGGGGGACCCUCGUGUAGAGGGACACAGCACUUUAAACCCUAUGCUCCCUCCCAACUCGUCCGUGCUGCUGCACAGCCCUGAGGGCCAGAGCGGCAGAGCAGCUCUGAGAGACAAGCUCAUAGCCCAGCAGAGAGACCCCAUGCGCAAGAGGAAGUCCUCGUCUGGAAACCUGCCUGGGACUCACGACCCGGGCAACAGCACCAUGUACAACAUGCUAAACAAGCCGGCUAUGGGAGGCCCUCACCUGCAGGGGCCCAGUGCUCCUGAGCAGAUGCGAAAAGUGGGACGAAUGGGUCCUCUUCCUCCCAACACCUCCAUGGCUCAGCUGCUUCAGUCCAUGAGCUGCCAGAGCUCCCACAGCCUGAGACCCGGCCUCAGCCCCGCUCCAGGGGCUGGCCCACACCACUACAGCCCUGGGGGCCCUGCACAAAACCUCUUAGCACAGCAACGGCUCCGCACUUCAGGGGACCCCAUGCAGCACUGCCAGAACAUGGAACCCUCUGGGGGUCUCCUGGGUCAUCAUCAGCCCCCGUUCCCAGACAUGAUGUCCCAGAGGCAGACCCCGUCCAUGACCAACUGUGGACCAAUGGGCCCAGACUUCCUCAUGCUAGUCUUCACCCUGGCUCCCACCCAGGUGGUCCUCAUCCAGGUGGUCCUCAUCCAUGUGGUCCUCAUCCAGGUGGGCCUCACCCUGGUCCUCACAGUGGUCCUCACGGGGCUCCUCACGGUGGCCCUCACCCUGGCUCUCACCCUGGCUCUCACCCUGGUCCUCACCCUGGUCCUCACGGUGGCUCUCACCCUGGCUCUCACCCUGGUCCUCACAGUGGUCCUCAUGGCGGCCCUCACCCUGGUCCCCACCCAGGGCCUAUGUCUCACCCUGGACAGAACCACCUCCACACCCCUCACAGACCAAGUGACUCCGUCUCGCCGGGGGAUGGGGCCCCUGCCGCUUCACGGACCUCCUGCAGUGAACUCCAGCAGCACCUCCCUGUACCAGCAGUCAGCCCACCAACGCAUGCAGCACCCGGCCUACAGGGGGCAGCACUACCCAGAGAACAGUGCUAAUGCUAAUGCAGACAUGAGCUGCUUGUACCAGAACUAUCAGCAGGGGCUGAUGCAGGGGCCCUUUGCAGAGGCAGAGCCCCGGAGCGAGGGGCCCCCAGCAGCUGCUUUGUGCUCAGAGCGGGCCCCUGGAGGAGGCCCUGAAGCUGUGGAUGCCAUCUACAGAGCUGUGGUGGACGCUGCCAGCAAAGGGAUGCAUGUAACUAUCACAGCCACAGUGAGCGGGACGACCCAGGCCGGCCCCGUGCCGGCCCUCAGUGCUAUGAGUGCCUUCACUGCGUCGAUAGGGGAACCUGUCAACCUGCCCCAGGCCGUGAGUGCUGUCCUACAUGGCCAGGACGGGGACACCCGCUCCAGGGUCCUGCGCCGAGCUCCCAAGAAUGAGAUGGUCAAGAGCUCCCUUGAGGCCCCUGAGGGGGGGGAGUACUUCCGCUCCCCUGGCCGUGGGACCCCCAGGGGCCAGUGGGACAGGGAACAUCACCCUCCGUCUGUGGACUCGCAGAACAGCAGCUGGGGAGAAGAGUUUCUGGAGUGUUCUACUCAGGUCAGGAGCAGUCCCUGUGUGGAACGACCAGCUAGUCUGGCCCCUGCCCCACCCUGCCCCUCUGAGGGCCACGGAGACUUGGUCAUGGCCCCUACGCACAACAAGGCUUUCCUGGAGGACAACUAUCGCUUCAAUAAUUGCGGCCGGGCCCCUUCCCGUCUGGAGCACGGGACUCUGAACGGCUCGGGCAACCCUUUCAACAGCCGAGUGUACGGGGACGUCCUGACCGGGGACGACCAGUCGCCUGGCUCCUCCACUAGCCUAGAGGGGCCCCUGGCCAAGGACUACAGCCACUACAAUGGUCACCACAACGGGAUGGCCCCUAGCCCCUCAGACACCAAGAGCCUGAGCAGUGAGGAGGACCUGCGGCCCCCAGACUCCCCCUCCUCAGAGCCCCUGUACCGCUCCAGGACCUUCAACAUGGGGGAGCUGGUCUGGGGCCUCAAGGGCUUCCCCCAGUGGGCCUCCAAGCUGACCCCCGAUGAGCAAGCCGCGCUGCAGCUGAGGGAGCAGGCCCAGGUGGAGCCUGAGAAGCUGAAAACACUAACCCACGACCUGGAGGCCCUGGAGCGGGCCGCUAAACUGGGGCUGAAGCCGGGGAAACUGAAUAAUCACUUAGAAGCUGCUAUCCAAGAGGCCAUGAGCGAGCUGGACAAGAUGUCUGCUACACGGGAGCGGCAGUUGAAAUUGCCCAAGUCCAAGAGGAGGAAGAUCUCUAGAUAA